Molecule: messenger RNA, 4054 nt
Organism: Betta splendens (Siamese fighting fish)
Lineage: Eukaryota; Metazoa; Chordata; Actinopteri; Anabantiformes; Osphronemidae
Product: mitogen-activated protein kinase kinase kinase 11
Exons: 11
Coding region: 326-3457 (1043 amino acids)
Biological process (GO): protein phosphorylation; microtubule-based process; positive regulation of apoptotic process
Cellular component (GO): centrosome
Molecular function (GO): protein binding; ATP binding; JUN kinase kinase kinase activity
Source: RefSeq, a predicted model, not a curated record
GAACCUGCCUCUUUUCCUGUGAGCGGAGGAAAAGUUGUGAAACCCCACCCUCCGCGCUGCCUGUCAGCUCAGACGUAGAAGUGGUCCGAGGUCCUGACGAGUGAACGCGGACCGAGGAAGGGAACUAUGAGGAGAACGUACGAUGGAGCUACGGCGCUGUUUGGAUACCGGCUCUGAAAGCGCGGCCGCCGAUCUGGAUCGGGCCGAACUUCUGUGAGCACCCGGCGGGAGUCGCUUUUACUGCGCGUUUCCCACUGGGACGUAGAGCCGAGCAGACCCUUGGGGUGCAAAAUCAGAUCCAGUCAAAACAUCAGCUCGAGGCUCCAUGGAUCCCCUGAAGAACAUAUUCAGCCGUGGCUCGCUGUCGAACUGGAAAAAUUUGGAACAAUCGCAAAAAGGGAACUUCACUAAUCCCGUGUGGACGGCCUUAUUCGACUACGAGGCGUCUUGUAAAGAUGAGCUCACCUUGCGUAAAGGCGACCUGGUGGAAGUCCUCUCUCUGGACUCCGAGAUAUCCGGGGACGAAGGCUGGUGGGCCGGUAAGGUCAACAACAAGGUCGGCAUCUUCCCGUCCAACUACGGCUCUUUCAAGCCAAGUGGAUACGCGAAGCUUCCGGGCAGCGGCGUGGUCGGCGAGCUUGGCCCGGCGGUGGUGGGGGAGUUCGAACCGGACGUGCUGGAUUUUCGGGAGCUGAGUCUCGAGGAGGUCAUCGGGGUCGGGGGAUUCGGGAAGGUGUAUCGUGGUACAUGGAGAGGGGGGCUGGUGGCCGUGAAGGCCGCUCGGCAGGACCCGGACGAGGAUAUCAGUGUGACGGCGCAGAACGUGAGGCAGGAGGCGCGCCUGUUCGCCAUGCUCACCCACCCGAACAUCAUUGCCUUGAAGGGUGUGUGCCUCCAGGAGCCCAACCUGUGUCUCAUCAUGGAGUACGCCUCGGGUGGACCGCUGAGCCGGGCGCUGGCAGGACGCCGCAUCCCGCCGCACGUCCUGGUCAACUGGGCCGUGCAGAUAGCCAAAGGGAUGCUGUACCUGCACAGUGAGGCCAUUGUUCCCGUCAUCCACCGGGAUCUCAAGUCCAACAACAUCCUCCUGGCGCAGCCCAUAGAGAACGAAUGCAUGGAGGGCCUGACGCUGAAGAUCACCGACUUCGGCCUGGCCAGGGAGUGGCACAAGACCACCAAGAUGAGCACCGCCGGCACCUACGCCUGGAUGGCCCCCGAGGUCAUCAAGUCCUCCACCUUCUCCAAGGGCAGCGACGUCUGGAGCUACGGCGUGCUGCUGUGGGAGCUGCUCACCGGGGAGGCGCCCUACAGAGGGAUUGAUGGACUCGCCGUCGCCUACGGAGUGGCCGUCAACAAGCUCACCCUCCCCAUCCCCUCCACGUGCCCCGAACCCUUCGCUCAGCUCAUGGCAGAGUGCUGGGACCAGGACCCCCACCGCAGGCCCAACUUCAGCUCAAUCCUGGCCCAGCUGACGGCCCUGGAGCAGCAGGUGAAGGAGGAGAUGCCGCAGGACUCGUUCCAUUCCCUGCAGGAAGACUGGAAGCUGGAGAUCCAGGACAUGUUCGACGAACUCCGGGCUAAAGAGAAAGAGCUGCGAUGCCGCGAGGAAGAGCUGAAGCGGGCCGCCCUGGAGCAGAAGUCGCACGAGGAGUUCCUGCGGCAGCGCGAGCAGCAGCUGGCCCAGUGGGAGCAGGACGUGUUCGAGCGCGAGCUCAGCCUGCUCAUCCUCCACCUGAACCAGAACCAGAACCAGGAGAAGCCCAACGUGAAGAAGAGGAAGGGCACGUUCAAGAAGCACAAGCUCAAGAGCAAGAACGGCGAGAAGAUCAGCAUGCCCCAAGAUUUCAUCCAUAAAAUCACGGUGCAGGCGUCCCCGGGCCUGGAGAAGAGGCGCAACUCCCCGGAUCUGGGUUCGGGCUCCUCGCCCUCCUUCGGCCCCCGCUUCCGCGCAAUCCAGCUCAGCCCCAGUGACAACAGUAGGAGUUUUGGUCUGAGUCACCCCUGGCCCCUGGAGGCUUUGCCCCUUAAACAAGCCAACGGGGACCUGAGGUUGGGCCCCCACUGGAGACCCCAGAGCCCCAAAAGUCCCCAAAGCCCCAAAGUCUUGCGCCUGAGUUCGCAGGAAUGCAGCCUGUCGAUGAGAGCCAAGCUCCUGGAGUCAGACAGCAACGAGAACGGAGAGUCCAAGGACGACUUUGAGGAGUACAGACCCUCCACCCCCACCCCUCCCUCCACUCAGAACGGCUCCUCUGUGAAAGACAGCCUGCGGCUUCCUCUACCUCAGGGGGACUCAGGCAGCGAGGAAGGGGGUUCCUCCCCGGCUGGUUCCCCCAGACCCGAGAGGGGUUCUCUAAGUGGCCUCGUAAAGAGCACCCACCGGGCCCUGCUGGGCGGUGGUUCCCUCCUGGCCUCCGUAGGACUAGGUCGCUGCCUGGACGUUCCCCCAAGGGUGCCCCCCCGGCCCUACCCUCCUUCCCUCGGGGACCGCACCCUCUCCGACAUGGAGAUCUCCUCCCCCAGGCCCUUGAUUUCAGACCCUCCAAUAGUGGACGAUCUCAUUACAUUCUCCACCUCUGAGCCGCUCCCCCGACAGCUGUUGGAUUUAGCCCUGCAUUACCAAGAACUCAAGCCUUUGCCCCUGACGCCGCCUCCGCCAAACCCCCGUGAGAGGAGUAGCCACCGGACGCAGCGGAGUCCACAAAGCCUCAGGACCCCUCUGCAGCACGGCGUGGCCGGCUCGGGGGAAUGGACCCCGGCCUCUCCUUCCUCAAAUGGAGAGCUAGCUACUGAACCUUCGGAGCCCAGAGCCGAGAGGAGGAGGAGGUCCAGCCAAGGCCUACACGCCUCUCAGCUAGUUUUGGACCUGCCCUUGUGUCAGGACACGCAGGAUGCUGAUGACAAGCUUUCGGUGCCCUACGCUCUCCACCCCAACCCGGCUCUCUGGAACCCCAAAACCAGGCGGCUGGAGGUCAGUGUCAUCCCCCGGCCACGCCCGUCUCCCAUCCGCCCCCGCAUCGACCCCUGGAGCUUCAUCUCAGCCGGCGGCGGGAACUCGGGUGGGGGCCGCAGCCCCCACCGCUUGGACUGCAAUCACCUGGGCUAUCAUCCCUCCCCCACCAACCCCUUCACCAACUGUGACCCCUUCCCCUCGCCGGACUGUGAUCCUUUUGCCUUGAAAGCCGACCCUUCGAGCGGCUCGGACAGAGCUUCGCCCUUCGACCCCUUCUUGGCUCACUUUCCCACCUCCCGUUCUGCCCCGUGCUCCACGAAUGGCUCGCCCACGCUGCCCUCGUUCCGCAUAGCACCUAUCAACGCAGCCGACUCGCCCCUGAUCGACCUCGGCUGGGCAGCCUGCAGCAAGCCCCUGGAUGGCACCAAAGAGAGAGUCCACCCCCACAGGACACUGGGGCUAAAGCCUUUCAAGUCCCCGACACAACUCAAAGAUGACAGGUUCUGAUCCAAGCCUGUCUUGACUAGGGUCUUAAUUGCAGGGACACAGUCCAGGAUGUUUUUUCACUACUUUGUUCUGAAAAAGGAAAAAAAACAAAAACAAAAAAAACACCAACCAAUCAUAACCCACUGCUGGGGUUCUCUGAUGGGAUACCCGGCCAUUGCAGGUCUUAUUUAUGUGCCAGCCUGCUGCUUUGGAAACAGAAACCAGUGAAAGGUGGUACAUUGGAUAGUGGAGUAGUAGCCUGUGAACCAAUAGCUGGUUCCCAUUUCAUUCCCUCUCUUUCUCUCUCUCUCUCUCUCUCUCUCUCUCUCUCUCUCUCUCUCUCUCUCUCUCGAUUUCUCCAGCCCUUUGAAGCAACAGAGCACAGAUCACUAGUCCCAUCUUCAGAUUGUAUCAGACUGCUCAUAUCACCUGCUUUCAUCUCCACCCUACCUUUGAAGCAUUGUGACAAUGCAGAGGUGGAUAAGGCGACUUGCACAGCUUCUUCUGCCUCUACCUCUCUGCAGACUGAGAGCAUUCAGGACAACUAAAAAUUGGAGUGCCUUAUUUUGUGAAGUGUUUUUAAUAUAUAUAUAUAUACAUAUACAUAUAUAUAUAUAU